Fasciola hepatica (liver fluke) is the source of this 204-nucleotide messenger RNA. The record is from the annotation of a GenBank genome assembly. NCBI's taxonomy places the organism in Eukaryota, Metazoa, Platyhelminthes, Trematoda, Plagiorchiida, Fasciolidae.
AUGCAAGAUGCUGCUAAAUCACACACUAUUUUCGCGAAUCAUUCGGAUUCAGAAGAGCAUUGGAAAACCAAUAAACGAGCAUGGACGACACGUAGAGAAGUAAUUGGGUUCGGGAUCUACUCUGCAUAUCCUAAAGUUCGGAACCACGGAGGAGGACAUGUCAUUCGUAAUGUGUGUGGCUUUGAACAAGGACAGUUUCCCUAA